AAGAAAUUUCAGGAUACUGAUUCUGAUCUAAGGGCCGAAGAAGCACCCACAGCUUCCUCCGCCUCACUGUCCUCUACCUUUUCUGCGGCAUCGUCUAUCCACUUGGAAACCCUAGCAGAAGCCCGAGGUUGGUCUCCACCCAAGAACAAAACCCCACCUCUUCUUUCCUUUCUUUCUUGCUCCGUUCAACUUCGCUUUCAUCGCCGAUUCGAUCAGGUUUAGGCUUAGGGUUAUGAUAUUCGUUUCUGAUUUGGAGGAGGUUUUCAGUAGCUCUAUAUGCUUCCCAGUAAGAGAACCUGCGGAGCUGUGGUAGAAGAAGACGGUGCCGUGAGAGCAGAAGUGCCGAAGAAGCCCAAGGGAGAGGCUUGCUUGAUCUCGUCGUCUUCGGCUGAGGUGGCAACGGAGAGCAAUCACAGGCCACCGAAAAGGAUGGACUACGAGAUGGUGAACGGGAAGAAGCAAGUGGACAUAGAUGAAGAUCUCCACAGUCGGCAGCUCGCCGUCUAUGGGAGGGAGACCAUGCGGCGGCUUUUUUCCUCGAGCGUUUUGGUCUCUGGUCUCCAAGGCCUGGGCGUUGAGAUAGCCAAAAACCUUGUCCUUGCAGGUGUUAAAUCCAUCACUUUACAUGAUGAAGGCAAAGUGGAAUUAUGGGAUUUAGCCAGCAAUUUCUAUUUCUCGGAGGAUGAUGUUGGAAAGAACCGAGCUACAACUUGUGUUCAGAAGCUGCAAGAACUGAAUAAUGCUGUUAUAAUAUCUGCUUUAAAUGGUGCUUUGUCACAGGAACAGCUUUCGGAUUUUCAGGCUGUUGUUUUUACUGAUAUCAGCUUAGAGAAGGCUAUCGAGUUUGAUGAUUAUUGCCACAAUCAUCAACCUCCAAUUGCUUUCAUUAAAUCUGAAACUCGAGGCCUUUUUGGGAAUGUAUUCUGUGAUUUUGGUCCAAAAUUUACAGUUGUUGAUGUUGAUGGAGAGGAGCCUCAUACAGGCAUAAUUGCAUCGAUUAGCAAUGACAACCCUGCACUUGUGUCUUGUGUUGAUGAUGAGCGGCUGGAAUUUCAGGAUGGGGAUCUUGUUGUAUUUUCUGAAGUGCAAGGAAUGACUGAGCUGAAUGAUGGAAAGCCCAGGAAAGUUACAAGUGCUAGACCAUAUUCUUUUGCUCUUGAAGAAGAUACCACAGGGUUUGGCACAUACAGCAGAGGUGGUAUUGUGACGCAAGUGAAGCAACCUAAGGUCCUGCAGUUCAAGCCUUUAAGAAUCGCGUUAAGAGAUCCAGGCGACUUUCUUCUAAGUGAUUUCUCCAAGAUUGGGCGCCCAAAUCUGCUACAUUUGGCAUUUCAAGCAUUGGAUUCAUUUCGGCAUGAUAUAGGGCGCUUCCCCAUGGCUGGGUCGGAAGAAGAUGCUCAGAAACUAAUAGAUUUAGCUUUCAAAAUCAAUGAGAACAUGGGUUCUUGUAAACUGGAUGAGCUUGAUAGGAAGCUUCUCUAUCAUUUUUCAAGUGGUUCGAGGUCUGUAUUGAAUCCAAUGGCAGCAAUAUUUGGUGGUAUUGUUGGGCAAGAAGUUAUGAAGGCUUGCUCUGGAAAGUUCCAUCCUCUUUUUCAGUUCUUUUAUUUUGAUUCACUGGAAUCACUACCAACCGAACCUCUGGAACCUAACGACCUGAAGCCAUUAAAUUCCCGAUAUGAUGCUCAAAUCUCAGUAUUUGGAGCCAAGCUUCAGCAUAAAAUGGAAGAAACCAAAGCAUUUAUAGUUGGAGCAGGUGCCCUUGGUUGCGAAUUCUUGAAGAACUUAGCACUAAUGGGAGUUUGUUGCAGCCAAAAGGGGAAGCUAACAAUAACAGAUGAUGAUGUCAUUGAGAAGAGUAAUCUUAGUCGGCAGUUUCUCUUCCGUGACUGGAAUAUUGGGCAGGCUAAAUCCACUGUUGCAGCUGCAGCUGCUGCGGCCAUCAACCCUCGUCUCCAUAUCGAGGCCCUGCAAAAUCGUGCUAGCCCUGAAACAGAAAAUGUGUUCAAUGAUACAUUCUGGGAGAGUUUGGAUGUUGUUAUAAAUGCUUUGGACAAUGUAACUGCACGGAUGUAUAUGGAUGGACGAUGUUUGUAUUUUCAGAAGCCAUUGCUGGAGUCUGGGACACUUGGUACCAAGUGUAACACGCAAAUGGUUGUACCUCAUCUUACUGAAAAUUAUGGUGCCUCUAGGGAUCCUCCAGAAAAGCAGGCACCUAUGUGCACAGUUCAUUCUUUUCCUCACAACAUUGAUCAUUGUUUGACAUGGGCCCGGUCUGAGUUUGAGGGCAUGCUCGAGAAAACUCCCAACGAGGCUAACAAAUUCUUAACUAAUCCAGGUGAAUAUGUGGGUGCUAUGAAGGCUGCAGGUGAUGCCCAGGCAAGAGAUGUUCUUGAACGUGUUAUAGAGUGCCUUGACAAGGACAGAUGUGAUACAUUUGAAGACUGCGUCACUUGGGCACGGGUCAGGUUUGAAGAUUACUUUGCCAAUCGCGUAAAGCAACUAACAUUCACUUUUCCUGAGGAUGCUGUUACCAGCAGUGGGUCACCAUUCUGGUCCGCACCAAAACGUUUCCCCCGACCACUGCAGUUCUCUACUAGUGAUCCAAGUCAUGUUGACUUUAUCGUGUCUUCUUCUAUAUUAAGAGCAGAGACAUUUGGAAUUCCUAUGCCUGAAUGGGCUAAGAACCCAAAGAAGCUGGUUGAUGCUAUUGACAAAGUAGUAGUGCCUGAUUUUGAGCCCAAGAAGGGAGUCAAAAUUGUUACUGAUGAGAAAGCAACAAACUUGUCAACUGCCUCUAUAGAUGAUGCUGCUGUUAUUAAUGAGCUUGUUGCAAAGCUGGAACAAUGUGCAAAGUGUCUACCACCUGGAUACCAUUUAAAUCCUAUACAGUUUGAAAAGGAUGAUGACACAAAUUUCCAUAUGGACUUCAUAGCUGGGCUUGCCAACAUGCGGGCAAGAAACUACAGCAUUCCAGAAGUUGACAAAUUGAAAGCCAAGUUCAUCGCCGGAAGGAUCAUCCCUGCCAUCGCCACCUCUACGGCCAUGGCAACUGGUCUGGUAUGCCUCGAACUUUACAAAGUUCUUGCAGGUGGGCACAAGUUGGAGAACUAUCGCAACACGUUUGCCAAUCUCGCCCUUCCCCUCUUCUCCAUGGCCGAACCUGUAGCACCAAAGGUAAUCAAGCACCAGGAUUUGAGCUGGACUGUGUGGGAUCGCUGGAUCAUCAAAGGCAACAUCACCCUUCGCGAGCUUCUUCAGUGGCUCAAGAACAAGAGACUCAACGCCUACAGCAUCUCAUUGGGAGUCUCCUUGCUUUACAAUAGCAUGUUCUCGAGGCACAAGGAUAGGUUGGACAAGAAAAUCGUCGAGCUUGUGCAGGAUCUGUCUAAGUUGGAGAUCCCUUCGUAUAGAAGACAUCUGGAUGUUGUUGUUGCUUGUGAGGAUGAUGAGGAUAAUGACGUUGAUAUCCCGCUUAUAUCUAUUUAUUUCCGGUAAGAUCUCUUUUGAUUUUGCCGAGCUAGAUGCUUUUUGCUUUAUAGAGUAAAACAUUCAAGAGCUUGGAUGCCUCUUGUGCUCGUCAAUUCUAUCAUGUUCUCACAUGCUCUUUGACAGCUUGAAGUUCUCUUAAAGAUGUUGUUACUGCAGUUUUAUAUUGUUUAGUAUAGCCAUAUAUAAGAUUUGCUUGCUUGGAGUUUAGUAAGCAUCUUAUGUCUA
Molecule: messenger RNA, 3714 nt
Organism: Dendrobium catenatum
Lineage: Eukaryota; Viridiplantae; Streptophyta; Magnoliopsida; Asparagales; Orchidaceae
Product: ubiquitin-activating enzyme E1 2
Exons: 6
Coding region: 277-3495 (1072 amino acids)
Biological process (GO): protein sumoylation
Cellular component (GO): cytoplasm; SUMO activating enzyme complex
Molecular function (GO): SUMO activating enzyme activity
Source: RefSeq, a predicted model, not a curated record